ACUCACUACAGUGAUGGAGAGUACAUUAUUAGACAAGGUGCCAGAGGGGACACGUUCUUUAUCAUUAGCAAAGGAAAGGUGAAUGUGACUCGAGAAGAUGCACCCAAUGGGACUCCUGUCUAUCUGCGUGCAUUAGGAAAAGGAGACUGGUUUGGAGAAAAAGCUCUUCAAGGAGAAGACAUCAGGACGGCUAAUGUCAUCGCUGCUGAAGCAGUUACCUGCCUCGUCAUCGACAGAGAAUCCUUCAAACACUUGAUUGGAGGUCUUGACGACGUCUCAAACAAAGGCUAUGAUGAUGCUGGCGCCAAAGCAAAGUAAGUCCAACACUCGACAUCUUUUGAUGAUAUUAUCAGACUGUAUGGAGCCAUAUACAUGAAACUGAUUCUUUGUGAUUCAGUCAAGGAUGGUGCAUUCAUAAAAUCAAGCUUGUACAGUGUUUCAUUCCCCCUCCCCCUUAUUUUCUACACUCUAAAACCUACAACAACAAAGUAUAGAGAAUCAAGACACAAAGUAAACCCUCUGCCUUCAUUAAUAACACUUUUGUCUGCUCUGUGAAUUCAUCUCUCCUGUAAUAAGUUCAGCCUGAAUGAUGAAAGUCCACAGGCAGAAAUUAAUUGGUCUUUGUCUAUUUUUUAUUUGAUUUGCAUGUCUGGUCAUGACUUCGACCUCCUUGUGGCUAUAAUUAUCUCAGCUAGACAGGUUUUCAGGAAUGAAGAACAAAAUAUGAACAAAUGCGUUAUAGUUCUCACCAUAUCUAGAGACACGUCCAGAUUGCACAAACUGUCUACCCAUGAUGGAUUUCAAAAUAACACAGAUUAUUAUUAGAAACGAUGCUAUCAAAAGUGCAAAAUGUAGGGCUAAGUCAGCUGAGAACUUAUAGUGCUGUGUUUCGAAACAGAAAAUGAAAAUACUCUGAAGCAGCAGCUAAUUUAGUCGUUUCUACAACUUAAAUAAUUCCCAACUUCCUGCGGCGUGAACAU
Molecule: messenger RNA, 980 nt
Organism: Danio rerio (zebrafish)
Lineage: Eukaryota; Metazoa; Chordata; Actinopteri; Cypriniformes; Danionidae
Source: RefSeq, a predicted model, not a curated record